AUGCUGUGCACUGGAGCGACGGGAAAGAGCGUGUGCCAUGGCGAUUCUGUCAGUCCUCUGGUGAGCGGCAGCACGCAGGUGGGCAUCGUGUCGUGGGGCAGCGGCGACUGCACCCUUGGAUAUGAGACCAGCUAUGUCACGCAUCCACGUGGCCGCACUGUGCCUGCUGCUGGCAAUUCAGCUGCAGUUGGUGGCCUCAUGGGCGCUGCGGCUGCGAACGAGUAUCCAAGGCCGUAUCAUAGGCGGCUCCGACGCCAGCAUCGAGGACUUCCGAGGCAGCUGUACCUGACGUACGCCGCCAGCCUUGCGUGCGGCGCCUCCAUAAUCGGUCCCCAGUGGGCGCUGACCGCCGCCCACUGCGUUCCCUUCUCAGAGUACGUCCUGUACCACUUGCGUGCUGGCUCUUCCAGUCGCGACAGCGGCGGCACUGUGCUGGACAUGGCCGUGGCCUACCAACACGAACAGUACGACAGCACUUCUGGUGACUACGACGUCGCAGUUGUACGGCCGGAUGGUUCGUUCCCACUCGGCACCAACGUGGCAGUCGUGAACCUACCAGAGGACGGUUACGACCCUCCAGUCGGGCUCGCAGUCACAGUGAGAGGCUGGGGAAUGACAGAGACGACGAGCCAACCCAGCACCCUGCAGAAGGUGGACGUCAGCGUCAUGGGGCGCUCCGCGUGUUACUACCCGGACAUCGGUCGCGAAGUGACCCCGCGCAUGUUGUGCGCCGGAGAGAUUGGCAAGAGCCCGUGCUUUGGGGAUUCCGGCGGUCCUCUGGUGAGCGGCAGCACGCAGUUGGGCAUCGUAUCGUGGGGGAGUGACAACUGCGAUUAUGCGGGCGGAGUCUACGCCAACGUGGGCAACUUACGUUCGUGGGUAACCAACGUUACCAACAUCUGACAGCCAUAACAGAACA
Molecule: messenger RNA, 919 nt
Organism: Schistocerca nitens (vagrant locust)
Lineage: Eukaryota; Metazoa; Arthropoda; Insecta; Orthoptera; Acrididae
Product: trypsin alpha-3-like
Exons: 3
Coding region: 1-903 (300 amino acids)
Biological process (GO): proteolysis
Molecular function (GO): serine-type endopeptidase activity
Source: RefSeq, a predicted model, not a curated record